AUGAAGACAUUUGCAAUUAUAGCAUUGUUAUUAAUUACAACCUACUCUUAAUCCAAUGAAAUAGAUGUUGUAUUAAAAAUGUUAGCAGAUUUGAAAAAUGGAACUUCAAAAUAAUUAGAACAAUUAGAGUCUGAUUGGUCUGCCACUAAAUAUGUAUUAAUAUUAUGCAAACUAUAAGUCAAAAUAAGAUAUUGUAAAUGAUUUAAUGAGAUCUGCUUCAACUUAAAGAGGAGAAUGUAAUCGAAGAGAUCAAGAAUGGGCUAACAAAGAAAGAGAUAUUAGAAUUACUUUAAGCUAUAUAAGUUGGUUAGAAAAAAGAAUCAAAGAAAAUAAUGAGAGACUAUCAAGACUUGAUAUCAAUAGAUGCGAAUCUAAUUCCAACUUUAUUAAUGAUAUUAAAAAUAGCAAGAAAACUUUAAAUUUAAUUGCUUUCCUUAGAAGAGCUGUUAAAAAUGCCAAAGAAGUAUAUCAUUACAAUAAACACUUAGACUGACUUACCAACAUUAUUAUAAUCUGCUUAAUUUAUUCAACUCAAAUCAUAUUUAGCUGAUGAUUAAGAUGAACCAGAAAUCACUUCUGAUGACAAUGAACCUCCUCAUGUAUAUGAAGAUGCAGAAGUCAUUACUGAUGACAACUAAUAGGAAACUUAAGAAGUUGAUUAGACAAAUUAAGAAACAACUGAAGAAACAACUGAUACACAAACAGAAGCUUAAGAUCAUGAAAUUGAAUAGCAUUAAGAAACUGGAGAAUCUGAUGCUCCUGUUCCAGAACAUCCCUUUGAAGCAGCUGAAUAAGCUACAAAUGAAUAAUUAGCUAAGGAAGCUGCUGCAUUCAAUAAAAUUAUUGAGAAGGGACAAAAGGCCCCUGCAGAAUCAGGAUCUUAAAAAGAUUAUAGUAAAUUUACAGUAGCUUAAUAAGAGUUACUUAAUUUCCUUGACAUCCUAGAAACAGAAGUCAGAGGAUCAUUUUCAUAAAAAUAAGACAAUUAAGUUACUUCUGCAAUGGGGUAUAGUGAUUUCAAAGGUUUGAUUAUAAAGGAAAAUGAAACAUUUAAAGGUCAUCUUAUUGCUGAAGAUAUCAAUCUUGUAAUAUAUUAUAAAUUUAUCAAUAGGAAAAAUUGUAAAAUCAAUUAAUCACUAUUCUAUAAGCUACUGCUGCCUGCAAAGAUAGAUUAAAGAAAAUCUAAAACUCUAUUGAUUUAGCCAAUGAAGUCAUUAUUAAUUUUUAAUAUUUAGGACUUGAACUCAGCUGAAGCUCAUUUUAAAUCUGUAAGUGAAACUUUGAAUGAAGAAUUAAACACUUUUGAUGAUGUUUACAGAAUCUAUUCCAGCCAGGUUGGAUCUCAAAAUUAAUAAUAUAAGAGAGAUGUCUAAGGCAAAAUUACCAAUUGA
Paramecium pentaurelia is the source of this 1391-nucleotide messenger RNA. The record is from the annotation of a GenBank genome assembly. Lineage: Eukaryota; Ciliophora; Oligohymenophorea; Peniculida; Parameciidae.